Theobroma umbraticum is the source of this 6443-nucleotide messenger RNA. RefSeq names its product nuclear RNA polymerase D1B (gene NRPD1B). Gene Ontology annotation, molecular function: DNA-directed RNA polymerase activity; protein binding; DNA binding. Lineage: Eukaryota; Viridiplantae; Streptophyta; Magnoliopsida; Malvales; Malvaceae. The record is from RefSeq and is a predicted model, not a curated record. Gene Ontology annotation, biological process: DNA-templated transcription.
AAGAGGCCAAAAAAUUCCUUCAUGCAAACGCAAAAAAGAAAUUUUAAAAACUCCAAUUUCUGAAUGCUAGUAAUUGUACUGCUUCUCUCUCAUUUGACUCUCUAAAGCGGUUUUCCUUCCCCUUCUCUCUCUUUCUUUCACUGAGAGGGAGAGAGAAAGAGAAACUGUACAAAUUCAAGGGGAGACAUUUUUUUUUUAAAUUUUUAAUCAAAAUAAAUUGGUUUUUUUUUGUGUACAUUUUCUCUUCCCUUCUCGGUUUCUCCCAAUAAAUAGACUUUUUGGUUUGUUCAGAAUCAUUUUUAGCUCCUACACUGAAAACCCAUUUGGUUUCCUCUCUUUUUAUGGGGUUUUUUUUAGGGCUUUAUAUAUUUUUUUAAUGUUUCAAAAAUCAGAGUCUCAGACAAUACAGAACUAGGACAUUUGAGGGUUAUGUCAUUGAGGUAGACCAAAAAGAAGAAAAUUUUGAGUAUUGUCUUACAGUUUAAAGCAAGAGAGAUGGAGGAAAGUUCUUCAGCAAGUACUGUAGAUGGUGAGAUAGUUGGUAUAGGGUUCCGUUUGGCAACUCCUAAGGAAAUUUUUACAGCAUCAAUCAGUGGCUUUCCUAUAAACCAUGUUAGUCAGCUCUCAAAUUCCUACCUUGGUUUGCCCCUUGAAUUUGGUAAAUGUAAUGCGUGUGGUACUUCUGAACCUGGUAAAUGUGAAGGUCAUUUUGGAUAUAUUGAAUUACCAAUACCAAUAUAUCAUCCUAGCCAUAUCAAUGAAUUGAAACGACUGUUGAGUUUGCUGUGCUUGAAAUGCUUAAAAAUGAAGAACAAGUUUCAGAUUAAAGGUGGCAGCAUUUCUGAACGAUUGUUAGCAUCCUGUUGUGAGAAUGCUCCACAAGUUUCAAUCAAAGAGGUUAAAACAACAGAUGGUGCUUUUUGCUUGGAGUUGAAGCAGCCAUCUAGACAAGCAAGGACUUCCUGGGAAUUUUUAGAGAGAUAUGGUUUCCGCUAUGGUGAUCAUCACAACACUCGAACUCUGCUGCCUUGUGAGGUGAUGGAAAUUCUCAAGAGAAUACCUGCGGAGACCAGACGAAAGCUUUCUGGGAAAGGGUUCUUCCCACAGGAGGGAUAUAUUUUGUGGUAUUUGCCUGUUCCUCCCAAUUGUUUGUCCGUACCAGACAUUUCUGACGGUGUUAGUAUCAUGUCCUCGGAUCUUUCAACAGCAAUGCUGAAAAAGGUUCUGAAGCAAGUUGAGAUCAUCAAAAGCUCACGAUCCGGCACCCCAAAUUUUGAAUCUCAUGAGGUAGAAGCUAAUGAUUUGCAAUCAGCAGUUGAGCAGUAUCUUCAAGUUAGGGGUACUGUUAAAGCAGCUCGCAAUAUAGAUGCGCGAUACGGGAUUAGCAAAGAUGCUAGUGAUUCUUCAACGAAGGCGUGGCUGGAGAAAAUGAGAACAUUGUUCAUUAGAAAGGGUUCAGGGUUCUCUUCACGUAGUGUGAUUACUGGUGAUCCAUACAAAAAGGUAAAUGAAAUUGGCAUUCCAUCUGAAAUUGCUCAGAGAAUUACGUUUGAGGAGAGGGUCAACAUGCACAACAUGAGGUAUCUGCAAAAUCUGGUAGAUAACAAGUUGUGUUUGACCUACAGAGAUGGUUCUUCCACAUAUUCAUUGAGGGAGGGUUCGAAGGGGCAUACCUUUUUGAGACCUGGUCAGGUGGUACAUCGGCGAAUUAUGGAUGGGGACAUUGUUUUCAUAAAUAGGCCGCCAACCACACAUAAGCAUUCAUUGCAGGCUCUUUCAGUAUAUGUGCAUGAUGAUCACACAGUGAAGAUAAAUCCCCUAAUUUGUGGCCCAUUAAGUGCUGAUUUUGAUGGAGAUUGUAUUCACCUGUUCUAUCCUCAGUCUUUAGCUGCAAAAGCAGAAGUUUUUGAGCUCUUUUCAGUGGAGAAGCAGUUGCUUAGCUCUCAUAAUGGCAACCUAAAUUUGCAGUUGGCUACUGAUUCAUUGUUGUCAUUGAGAGUUAUGCUUAAGACACUUUUGUUUAAAAAGGCAGAUGCUCAACAAUUGUCAAUGUUUCUCUCUUCAGCUUUGCCACAGCCUGCUUUCUUGAAGGGUAACUCUUUUGGCCCUUGUUGGACAGUUUUACAAAUUCUGCAGACUGCUUUUCCUGCCUGCCUAGACUGCUCCGGAGAUAGAUACUUGAUUAGCAAAAGUGACAUAUUGACGGUAGAUUUUAGUAGGGACCUCAUGCAGUCUGUGAUUAAUGAAGUUGUGACAUCUAUUUUUUUUGAGAAGGGUCCAAAAGAGGUUCUCAACUUCUUUGAUUCUCUACAGCCUUUAUUGAUGGAGAAUGUCUUUGCAGAAGGCUUCAGUGUUAGUCUAGAAGAUUUUUCCGUAUCCAGGGAAGUCCUACAAAAUAUUCAGAAGGACAUCCAGGUUGUUUCUCCUUUGCUUUAUCAGUUAAGGUCAACAUAUAAUGAAUUAGUUGGGUUGCAAAUGGAGAAUCACAUCCGAAUAGCAAAAGCACCAGUUGCAAAUUUCAUACUAAAUUCAUCUGCCUUGGGUGACUUAAUUGACUCUAAGAGUGAUUCAACUGUUAAUAAGGUUGUUCAGCAGAUUGGGUUCUUAGGACUGCAGCUUUCUAAUAAAGGAAAAUUCUAUUCUAAGACUCUGGUUGAAGAUGUGGCAUACCAAUUUCAAAGCAUCUAUCCUUCUGAUGGAGUUGAUUAUCCUUCUGCUGAGUUUGGACUAAUCAAGAGCUGUUUUUUCCAUGGGCUGGAUCCGUAUGAGGCGAUGGUUCAUUCAAUCUCUACUAGAGAAGUCAUUGUUCGCUCCUCGAGAGGAUUGUCUGAACCUGGGACCUUGUUUAAGAAUUUGAUGGCCAUUCUUCGUGAUGUUGUUAUUUGUUAUGAUGGCACAGUUAGAAAUAUCAGUAGCAAUUCAAUAAUUCAAUUUCAAUAUGGGUUGAAUGCUAGAACUAAACCUCAAUUCCCUGCUGGUGAACCUGUGGGUGUCUUAGCUGCUACCGCGAUGUCAAAUCCAGCAUAUAAAGCAGUUCUUGAUUCAACUCCUAGCAGCAAUUCUUCUUGGGAACUGAUGAAGGAAAUAUUACUUUGCAAAGUCAGUUUCAAAAAUGACCUAGUUGACCGCCGUGUGAUUCUGUAUUUGAAAGAUUGUGAUUGUGGGAGAAAGUAUUGUCAAGAAAAUGCAGCAUAUCUGGUUAAGAAUCAUUUGAGAAAAGUCAAACUCAAGGAUACUGCAGUAGAGCUCAUCUUUGAAUACAAGCAGCAACAAACUGCAUCAGAAAGUGAAGCAGGCCUUGUUGGUCACAUCCUCCUCAAUAAGGCCCUAUUGAAAGAGUUAAAUAUUAGCAUGCAAGAUGUUCAUAUGAAGUGCCAAGAAACUAUUAUUUCCUUUCGUAAGAAGAAAAAGACUGCUGAUACUUUUAAGAGGACAGAUUUGUUUUUCAGCGAAUGUUGUUCUAUACAGCAAUCCUGUGGGGACAAGUGGCUUGACAUGCCAUGCUUGAUGUUCUUUUGCCGAAAUACCAAAGAUGAUCAUCUAGAUAGUACUUUACAAGACCUGGUUGACAUCAUCUACCCUGUUCUUCUAGAAACAGUCAUCAAGGGUGACCCCCGUAUCUGUUCGGCAAAUAUUAUAUGGGUUAGCCCAGAUACAACAACUUGGAUAAGAAGCCCUAGCAAAACUCAGAAGGGUGAAUUGGCUUUGGAUGUUGUUCUGGAAAAAUCUGCUGUGAAGCGGAAUGGUGAUGCCUGGAGGACUGUCAUAGAUUGUUGUCUUCCAGUAAUAAAUUUAAUUGACACCCAGAGGUCUAUACCUUAUGCAAUAAAGCAAGUUCAGGAAUUGCUUGGAAUUUCUUGUGCUUUUGAACAAGCAGUACAGCGUCUCUCCACUUCAGUGUCAAUGGUGGCAAGAGGUGUUCUGAAAGAACACCUUAUCCUCUUAGCAAACAGCAUGACAUGUGCUGGAAAUUUGAUUGGCUUCAACUCUGGUGGUUAUAAAGCACUAUCUCGCUCGUUGAAUAUUCAAGUGCCAUUUAGUGAAGCAACACUGUUUACACCAAGAAAGUGCUUCGAGAGAGCUGCGGAGAAAUGUCACGUUGAUUCCUUGUCAAGCAUUGUUGCAUCCUGUUCUUGGGGUAAACAUGUCGCUGUUGGAACAGGAUCAAGGUUUGAUGUCUUAUGGGAUCGGAAGGAGGUUGGAUUUGAUCAAAAGAGUGGAAUAGAUGUCUACAACUUUCUGCACAUGCUCAGUAGUGCUAGUGGUCCAAGUUCUACCACCACUUGUCUAGGAGAAGAAGUUGAUGAUCUAAUGGAUGUGGACAACAUGGCGGAAUGGAGCUUGUCUCCAGAACAUAGCAAUGGUUUGGAUAAGCCAGUGUUUGAGGAUGCAGCUGAUUUUGAGAAUGAUUUAGACCUUCAGCCAGCUGAGUCAAGUUGGGAGAAAGGUGUGUCUUUAGACAAGGUGUCCAGUUGGGAUGCGUCAUCCGCAUGGAAUAAAAAGGCUGAGGAUGGUGACAAAUUUGCGGCAGCUGUGACCGGUACAACGAAGCAAAGUGAGUGGUGUGAUUGGGGAACAAGCAAAUCUAAAACACAAGAUGCUGCAGCAGCUGUGACUAGUGUAACAAAGAAAACUGAGUGGUGUGAUUGGGGGACAAGCAAAUCUAAAACACAAGAAGUUGCAGUAGCUGUGACCAGUACAACGAAGCAGAAUGACUGGUGUGAUUGGGGGACAAGCAAAUCUAAAACACAAGAUGUUGCAGCAACUGUGACCAGUACAGCGGAGCAAAAUGAGUGGUGUGAUUGGGGGACAGGUAAAUCUAAAACACAAGAUGCUGCAGCAGCUGUGACCAGUACAAUGAAGCAAACGGAGUGGGGUGAUUGGGGGAAAAGCAAAUCUAAAACACAAGAUGUUGCAGCAGCUGUGACCAGUACAAUGGAAACUGAGUGGGGUGAUUGGGGGAAAAGCAAAUCUAAAACACAAGAUGUCUCUCCGAAAGUGGAUGGAACCUGUGUGAAAGAGCAAACUGAACUGUCUGGUUGGGGAAUGAAAAAGUAUAAUACACAAGAUGUCCCUAUGGAAGAGAAAACCUUCAAGUCCAAUGGUUGGGACGCUGGAACUAGUUGGGGAACAAUGGGAAAAGAAUCUGAAAAACCUGAUGCUAGUGAUGCACUGCCACAGUCUGGUUGGGGAACACAAGAUGCGAUUCCUACAAAAACCUUGGAUGAUUCUUCCAAAUCUAGUGGCUGGGAACAACAAAAGUCACCAGAAUGUUCACAAGGUUGGGGCUCUCUUGAUGAGUCAAGUCAACCAGCAAGUUCAAAUGGCUGGGAUACACCAAAUGGUUUGGGUAGCACUCAAAGUGAAAAAGAGCAUCAGUGGGGACAGUCUAGGGGCUCACGUCGUUGGGCUUCAGAUGCUAGUAAGAAGAAUCGUCCUGUGAAGUCAGCUCGAGUGAUGAAUGAUGAUUCCAGUAUGGCUGCAAUGUACACUGCUACAAGACAAAGAUUAGACAUGUUUACUUCUGAGGAGCAAGAUAUUCUCUCAGAUGUUGAGCCACUGAUGCAGUCAAUCAGAAAAAUAAUGCACCAGUCUGGGUACAACGAUGGGGAUUCACUGUCAGCUGUUGAUCAGUCAUUUAUACUUGAGAAUGUUUUCACCCACCAUCCAGACAAAGCAAUCAAAAUGGGUGCCGGUGUUGAUUAUGUCAUGGUAAGCAAGCACAGCAAUUUCCCAGAUAGCAGGUGCUUCUAUGUCGUCUCAACUGAUGGUCGAAAACAAGAUUUCUCAUACCGCAAGUGUCUGGACAACUUCAUCAAGGGGAAAUAUCCUGAUAUGGCAGACGCUUUUAUUGCAAAAUAUUUCAGAAAACCUCGUUCUGGAGGGUUUCGUGAGCGAAGUGUUGUUCCAGAGAGUACUUAAGGGGAGAAUAGGAAGUAGACUUCACUCUUUUGAGGUGUUCAUAUCACUCACAAAGGUUUAGUUAGACGCUUGGUUCAUUCCUGACAUCUGCUUCAUUUCAUUUGUACAUAAUAAGCCGAUGUUAAGUGUAUUUACAUCCCUCCAAAACUCACCUUGCACAUAUCCCAACAUGAACUGCCCUCUUUUUCCACAAAUGAGCAGUUCAUUUUGUUCUCGUUAGUAGUGGUUUGACGGCAGCCUGCUAAUUUCUCACAGAUAAGAUAGGGGAAUAGAUGGAAAGCCAUUGUUCUCAGAGAUGAGUUCUAAAUUCUAAUGUCUAAUCCAUUGCUCGCAUUCUGCUUUCUAUGUUUCUAGACAUAAAUAUAGUUAUUGUAUCCAUUGUAUGAUAGUUGAUCCAGUUAUGCUGCAGGAUGAAUUAUGAGAAUAUUGAAUGCCACUCAUCUCAAAGAAAUACGACUUACUGGAAAUCAUGAAUUGCUUUUGACAGAAGAAGAAAAAGAAAUAGAAAAAGAACAAGGAUA